This is a messenger RNA of Sparassis crispa, 603 nucleotides long. RefSeq names its product Protein GET1. Lineage: Eukaryota; Fungi; Basidiomycota; Agaricomycetes; Polyporales; Sparassidaceae. The transcript is spliced from 4 exons. Bases 1 to 603 code for a protein of 200 amino acids. Gene Ontology annotation, biological process: tail-anchored membrane protein insertion into ER membrane. Gene Ontology annotation, cellular component: GET complex. The record is from RefSeq and is a predicted model, not a curated record.
AUGUCUCUAAUAGUGACCAUCUUUGUGUUGGUCUUCAUAACUGAGCUGAUCUCCUGGAUCGGCAAAUCCGUCUUGUUCGAUUUUGUGUACGCGCUUUAUCUGCGCAUAUUCUGCUCCGCCGCUGUCGCACGGCAGCGCAAGCUUAAGUCGGAGAUAUUAGUGGGAAAGAAGGAGCUCCUGCAGACGAGUGCACAGGACCAGUUCGCGAAGUGGGCGAAACUGAGGAGGAGUGUAGACAAGGGGUUGGCUGAUCUGGAGAAGCUCAACAGCGAGCUCUCCUCGUACCGAUCGUCAUUUUCGCUGAAGUUCAACGGCGCCAUCUGGCUCCUGACGACGGGGCUGCAGUUCUUCGUGAGUUGGUGGUACCGCAAAACAGCAGUAUUUUUCCUUCCGCCAGGGUGGUUCGGGCCCGUCACCUGGUGGUUGGCGUUGCCAUUCGCCCCCGCAGGCUCUGUGAGCUGCGGGGUUUGGCAGAUGGCCUGUAGGCGGGUGAUUAAGGUGGGCGAACGUGUGGUGAGAGAUCUAGUGAUGGUAGAAUCCGAGUCCGUAACUAUUCCGUCGGAACAGCAGAAAGCUACUCCUGCCGGAGAGAAGAGUUCAUGA